AACGGAGCAGGAAGGGAAACUCCCUGAUUCAGGACGAGUCCGGCUUUAUGCUCUGCAACAGGGAGACAGUAAUGAAUGUAAUGAAUGUCCGGCAUUAGGAGGAGGAAUUCUUAAAGUGAGUAGGAGUUUGAUCCCUCGACCGCCUCUAAAAGCAUAACUGAAAUUAUUUGUUGGCUGUUAGUUUAGAUCUAAACUGUAGCUUUAGAGAUCAGUAGCAACGUUAUGCAGAGACCUGGACACAAAAGUUGACAAAGGAACAAAAUAUGGAGGCUGAUAAAGAAGAAAACUAACAGAGAUGAAGAUGAUCUCCAGGAUCCUGCUGCUCCUCAUCCUCAGCUCAUGUCUCUGUGCAACAUUUGUAGUGAAUGUGACACAGAGCAGCUAUCAGGCAGAGGAGAACCACAGCAUCACUCUGGAGUGGACCUUCACCACCAGACCCAACUCCUCUCUGUCCUCCAUGUUUAUCCUCUGUGAAUUUCUAGCUCCCCCUAGUGGAGUGGUUCUCUAUCAGGUCCAUGAAGGUGUUGAGAUUCCAGAUUCUCAGGAUAAACAGUUUUCAGGACGAGUCCAGAUUGACAAAGACGUCCUCAGAGAAGGACGAAUCAGACUAAAUGUGUCCAGACUGAGGACUGAAGACUCUGGUCUGUAUCUGUGUGACGUGAAAACUGAAGAUGGAUCCGACUCUGGAAGAUGUCGACUCAACGUUACUGCAGCUGCUGAUCAGAUCCAAACUCAGAGCCCAACUUUGACUCCAGAACCAGAACAAAGAUGGAACAUCUUCAUCAUCAUCCUCUUCAUCACUGUGGGACUGACAGCAGCAGCUCUGAUGUUUCUUCUUUCUUAUUUUUUAGUGAAAUGUUUUCAACCAGCAGAUGUUUAUUUUAGUAAUGAUGAAGAGACAAGAGAGACUUCAGUCACUUCAUCGUUAGAAACACUUGGAUCAGAAUGAGAGGAAUGUAGAUUUGUAGCAUCAACACAACAAACUCAUUUAUUUGGUCGAUUAUUUUCAGCAGCUGAAAGAUUUUAAAACUGAAACUCGACAUAAAUGAGCCUCAAUAAAGAUAAUUUAAUCUAA
Molecule: messenger RNA, 1075 nt
Organism: Xiphophorus hellerii (green swordtail)
Lineage: Eukaryota; Metazoa; Chordata; Actinopteri; Cyprinodontiformes; Poeciliidae
Exons: 4
Coding region: 296-949 (217 amino acids)
Biological process (GO): negative regulation of T cell proliferation; immune response; T cell costimulation
Cellular component (GO): external side of plasma membrane
Source: RefSeq, a predicted model, not a curated record